Neodiprion fabricii is the source of this 741-nucleotide messenger RNA. RefSeq lists its product as uncharacterized. The transcript has a single exon. Lineage: Eukaryota; Metazoa; Arthropoda; Insecta; Hymenoptera; Diprionidae. Bases 1 to 741 code for a protein of 246 amino acids. The record is from RefSeq and is a predicted model, not a curated record.
AUGUCUCAAUCGGGCAGAACUCUUGACUCGAUAGCAGCCCUUCUAAACGAAAAUGUAGAUACACUUAAUGCUUUUAUCAACUGUCAAAAUACAUUUAACUCUAAUAUGACAUCUAAGCUUAAUGCUAUCGAGAAUAUUGUUAAAACUGUGAGUGAUCAAGGUGACAGACUAGCACAAUUAGAGGCCAGCAACGUGUUACUUAAUAGGGAAAUUGAUUCUUUACGAGAUUCAUUAACCAAUACACCUGUCAACUCCUCUGCCCAGAUCACCAUUGCUGGUAUACCAUUCACAGUUACUGAUAAUCCAUUAGAAGUCGUUACCAAAGUUCUGACUGUGCUUGGUGUCCCUGAACUCGCUUCUGACAUACUCGACAUUCGUCUAAUCACCCGCAGAGCUCCUUCGAGUCAAAAUCCUGAGCGGGUUAACACUAGUGAGGCAUCAAAAUCAUUUAUUGUCUUCUUUAAAUCCUCACAGAUCAGUAGCCAUAUUAUAAGGAAAAAGCGUUCGCACGGCGUAUUAGCAGUUAGUGAUGUUUUUGCAUGUGAUAAGCGUGGCAAUAUUUUUGUCAACGAGUUUCUUCACCCAAACACUUAUAACUUGUUGCGCAAAACUGAAAAGAUCGCGUCUGACAGAAAUUGGAAAUAUGUAUGGUCUAGGGAGGGUCAGAUCUACGCACGUAAGCAAGAUGGAUCUCAGCUUAUUCGCAUCACAUCUGAGGCUGAUCUAGACAAAUUAGGUUGA